UACACCAAAGUUACGUAAAGAAUUGAUAAGAUUUGCUGCAGAUAAUUAUUAUUAACAUUAAAGUAAUUAUCAGACCGCUUAUUGUUCGAUUACAGUUUGGAUUUUACAAAUAAAAUGUCAAAACAUUUCAAGUAUGCUGUCGUGACAGUGAGUGAUAGUUGUAGCUGCGGCACUGCAGAAGACACCAGUGGUCCAAAUUUAGUAAGGUUGUUAGAAACAAAAUUUGGUGCUUCUGGUGUUAUAUAUCGUCUGGUUCCAGAUGAUAUUUUAAAAAUAAAGGAAUGUUUAGAAACAUUAAUAUCUCAAGAUGUAGCAUUGAUCCUAACAACUGGUGGCACUGGGUUCAGCCCUCGAGAUGUUACUCCUGAAGCAACUCGAGCUGUUAUCCAAAAAGAAGCUUCAGGAAUAACUCAUGCUAUGAUGAGUGGAAGCCUUAAAGUAACACCUCAUGCUAUGCUAUCUAGAGGAAUUAGUGGUAUAUGUGAUUCUACUCUUAUAGUAAACUUACCUGGAAGUAAAAAAGCAUCACAAGAAUGCUUUGAAAUUAUACAUACUGCAUUGCCACAUGCUAUAUGCUUAAUUAGAGAUUUGCAGAAAGAUGUUAAAGCAAUUCAUCAAGAAAUGCAAGGCCAAAAAAGUGGUUGUCGACAUACUCACUCUAAUACAGAUGUGAAUAAAAUAGCUUAUCGUUUGAGAUCUUCACCAUAUCCAAUGUUAAGUGUGGAUGAAGCAAAUCACAUCAUUAAGGACAUUAUUUCAUCAGGUGCAUUAUUAAAAGAAUUUGCAGAGAAAUUAGAAUGCCUGAAAAUAGACAAAUGUCUAAAUAGAGUUCUGGCAGAAGAUAUAUACUCUAAAAUUUCAUUACCGCCGUUUCGGGCAUCAAUCAAAGAUGGUUAUGCAGCAAUUUCAUCUGAUGAAGUUGGACCAAGAGAUGUUUUGCAAGGCAUAUGUGCUGGAGAUUAUGCAGACAUCCAAUUAAAACCAGGACAAUGUGUUAGAAUCAAUACUGGGGCAAUGGUUCCAGAUUCUGCAGAUUGUGUAAUUCAAGUUGAAGAUACAAAGCUUCUGAAACAUAGUGAGGAUGGUACUCAAGAAUUGCAGAUCGAGGUCAUGGUUAAAGCAAAAAGUGGACAAGAUAUUAGGGAGGUUGGAUCUGAUUUACCAAAAAACACAUUAGUCUUAACUAAAGGAACUGUACUUGGUGCAUCUGAAAUUGGUCUACUUGCAUCUAUUGGUAUUAAUACAGUUAAGGUUCACCGCAUUCCAACAAUAGGUAUUCUCUCAACUGGUAACGAGUUGCAAAAUUUUGACUCUGAAUUGAAGCCAGGUCAUAUCUUUGACUCAAAUAAAAUAAUGUUAAUGAAUUUGUUACAAGAAAAUAAUAUGAGUGGCGUUGAUUUGGGAAUUGUGCAUGAUGAUUAUGAACAAAUGAGUAACACUCUCAAGAAUUCUUUUCAAAAUAAAUGUGAUAUAAUUAUAUCUACUGGUUGUGUUUCAAUGGGUGAUAGAGAUAUUUUAAAAGAAAUUUUACAGAAAGAAUUGUCAGCUGUAAUACAUUUUGGACGUGUGAACAUGAAGCCAGGAAAGCCUACAACAUUUGCUAGCUUUGUGAUGCAAACCGGAACAGAAUCCAGACAAAAACUAAUUUUUGCUUUACCAGGAAAUCCAGUGUCUGCCUUUGUUACUUUCCAAUUGUUUGUCAUACCACAUUUGAAAAAAUUAGCGCAGUAUGAAAAUGUAGAUCAUCCAGUUAUUGAAGUUGAGCUACUUGAAGAUUUAUCUCUCGAUCCAAGACCGGAAUAUGCCAGAGCUUCAGCCACAUGGUGUCCUAAUAAGAAGUGUUACUUGGCGCAAACUACUGGGAAUCAGAUUAGUAGUAGACUUGCUAGUGUUCCAAGGGCUAGUGUACUGUUAAUGUUACCAAUGAGAACUGAAACUAAAUUGAAAGCAAUUAAAGGGGAAAAAGUGAAUGCUAUUGUGUUAAAUAUUCGAGCAUUUGGUUGA
Ctenocephalides felis (cat flea) is the source of this 2004-nucleotide messenger RNA. It is a transcript of the gene cin, whose product is annotated as gephyrin. The transcript has 12 exons. The coding region runs from base 115 to 2004 and encodes 629 amino acids. NCBI's taxonomy places the organism in Eukaryota, Metazoa, Arthropoda, Insecta, Siphonaptera, Pulicidae. The record is from RefSeq and is a predicted model, not a curated record. Gene Ontology annotation, biological process: establishment of synaptic specificity at neuromuscular junction; postsynaptic neurotransmitter receptor diffusion trapping; gamma-aminobutyric acid receptor clustering. Gene Ontology annotation, molecular function: molybdopterin molybdotransferase activity. Gene Ontology annotation, cellular component: postsynaptic membrane; postsynaptic specialization; dendrite.